This is a messenger RNA of Helianthus annuus (common sunflower), 6289 nucleotides long. RefSeq names its product callose synthase 3. Bases 224 to 6043 code for a protein of 1939 amino acids. Gene Ontology annotation, biological process: (1->3)-beta-D-glucan biosynthetic process. Gene Ontology annotation, molecular function: 1,3-beta-D-glucan synthase activity. Lineage: Eukaryota; Viridiplantae; Streptophyta; Magnoliopsida; Asterales; Asteraceae. The transcript has 42 exons. The record is from RefSeq and is a predicted model, not a curated record. Gene Ontology annotation, cellular component: plasma membrane; 1,3-beta-D-glucan synthase complex.
UUAAAGUUGCAGUACACACUCCCAUCUCACCACCUCUAUAAAUCUCACCUUUUUCAUGUUUUCUCUCUCCUAGGGUUUACUCCAUUCGCUAAAUCAACUCCACACGAAGCUCGCGUGAUCGAAUGCAGUUCAACUGCCUCAUCUUCCAUUGUCAAUCUGUUUGAAGUUUGAUGUUGAAGUUUGGUUGCUAAAAAGGAGUUGGUGAUUUGGAAGUGAAGGUAUAAUGACGUUAAGGGGCGGAGCUAGUGGCUCGUCGGAUCAGCCAACGCCGCCGCAGCGGCGGAUCAUGCGGACUCAGACGGCGGGGAAUCUUGGGGAGUCAAUAUUUGAUAGUGAGGUGGUGCCAUCGUCGUUGGUGGAGAUUGCUCCCAUUCUUCGUGUGGCUAAUGAAGUUGAGCCGAGUAACCCUAGGGUUGCUUAUCUUUGUCGGUUUUACGCAUUUGAGAAAGCCCAUAGGCUUGACCCCACUUCUAGUGGACGUGGUGUUCGUCAAUUCAAAACUGCCCUUCUUCAGCGGCUUGAAAGAGAAAAUGAUCCGACCUUGAUUGGGAGGAUGAAGAAAAGCGAUGCGCGUGAAAUGCAAAGCUUUUAUCGACACUACUACUCAAAGUACAUCCAAGCUUUGCAAAGUGCUGCUGACAAGGCAGACCGUGCACAGCUUACCAAAGCAUACCAAACUGCUAAUGUUCUCUUUGAGGUUUUAAAGGCUGUUAAUCAAACACAAGCAGUGGAAGUUGACCGGGAGAUUCUGGAAACGCAUGAUAAAGUUGCACAAAAGACAGAGAUCUAUCUCCCGUACAAUAUACUACCUCUUGAUCCGGAUAGUGCCAAUCAGGCCAUCAUGAGAUACCCGGAGAUUCAAGCUGCUGUUGUUGCUCUUCGUAACACGAGGGGUCUUCCAUGGCCCAGGGAAUAUAAGAAGAAAAAUGAAGAAGACAUUCUAGAUUGGCUUCAAGCUAUGUUUGGGUUUCAGAAAGAUAAUGUGGCAAACCAGCGGGAGCAUCUGAUUUUGUUGCUUGCAAAUGUUCAUAUUCGUCAAAUUCCUAAACCUGACCAGCAGCCCAAGCUGGAGGAGCGCGCAUUGAAUGAAGUGAUGAAGAAACUUUUCAAGAACUACAAGAAAUGGUGCAAGUACUUGGACCGAAAAAGCAGUCUUUGGUUGCCAACCAUACAACAAGAAGUUCAACAGCGUAAAUUACUGUAUAUGGGUCUUUAUCUUCUCAUUUGGGGGGAGGCUGCUAACUUGAGAUUUAUGCCCGAGUGCCUCUGCUACAUCUAUCAUCAUAUGGCUUUUGAGCUGUACGGUAUGCUAGCCGGCAAUGUCAGUCUAAUGACUGGCGAGAAUGUAAAACCAGCUUAUGGAGGAGACGAGGAAGCAUUUUUGACAAAAGUGGUUACUCCUAUCUAUGAAGUCAUUAAAAGGGAAGCUGCCUGGAGCAAAGUAGGGAGAUCAAAACAUUCUCAAUGGAGAAACUAUGAUGAUCUAAAUGAGUAUUUUUGGUCUGUAGAUUGUUUCCGGUUAGGUUGGCCAAUGCGUGCUGAUGCUGAUUUUUUCUCUCAUCCUGAGAAGUUACGCGAGUCUGAAAAAAAUGGGGAUGGCAAACCAAAUAAUAAACAUCGACGGGUCGCCAAAGUCAAUUUUGUUGAGAUAAGAUCGUAUUGGCAUGUUUUUAGAAGCUUCGACAGAAUGUGGAGUUUUUUUAUAUUGUGCUUACAGGCUAUGAUUAUUAUAGCUUGGAAUGGUGAUGGUAACCCAACCUCAAUAUUUAACUCUGACGUUUUUCAGAAAGUACUUAGUGUAUUUAUAACCGCUUCAAUAUUGAAGCUUGGUCAAGCUGUUUUAGAUGUGGUACUAAAUUGGAAGGCAAGAGAAUGCAUGCCCUUUUAUGUCAAACUGCGAUACCUUUUAAAGGUUGUAUCAGCUGCAGCCUGGGUGAUAGUCUUACCAGUUACUUACGCGUACACGUCAAAAGAUCCAGCUGGACUUGCUCAAACAAUUAAAGGUUGGUUUGGGAACAGCCAAGGUUCUCCAUCAUUGUUCAUUUUGGCUGUUGUUAUAUACUUGUCACCAAACAUGCUGGCUGCGGUGUUGUUUCUGUUCCCCUUCAUACGUCGUUACCUUGAGAGUUCAGACUACAGAAUUAUGAUGCUCAUGAUGUGGUGGUCUCAGCCUCGACUUUAUGUUGGGAGGGGAAUGCACGAAAGCACAUUUUCACUUUUCAAGUACACAACCUUUUGGAUUCUGCUCAUUAUCACUAAGCUGGCUUUCAGUUACUAUUUAGAGAUAAAGCCACUUGUGGGUCCUACAAAAGCUAUCAUGCGUGUUCAUAUCAGAACUUACGCAUGGCAUGAGUUCUUCCCUCAGGCAAGGAACAAUAUUGGUGUGGUGGUUGCACUCUGGGCUCCAAUUAUUCUUGUGUAUUUUAUGGAUACCCAAAUUUGGUAUGCUAUUUUCUCUACAAUAUUUGGAGGUGUUUAUGGGGCGUUCCGUCGUCUUGGAGAGAUUCGAACCCUUGGGAUGUUACGGUCCCGUUUUGAGUCGUUACCUGGAGCAUUUAAUGGUUGCUUGAUUCCUCCCGAGAAAAGUGAUCCAGUGAGAAAGAAAGGACUUAAGGCUACCUUGUCUCGUAAUUACGAUGCAAUUUCCUAUUCCAAAGAGAAAGAGGCUGCAAGAUUUGCUCAGUUAUGGAACAAAAUUAUCACAAGUUUCCGAGAGGAAGAUCUUAUUAAUAAUCGGGAAAUGAACCUCUUGCUUGUUCCGUAUUGGGCUGACCGAGACUUGGGCCUAAUUCAGUGGCCUCCGUUUCUGCUUGCUAGCAUGAUCCCUAUUGCAUUGGAUAUGGCGAAAGACAGCAAUGGAAAAGACCGUGAGCUGAAAAAGAGGAUCGAGAAUGACAGUUAUAUGUCUUGUGCUGUUCGUGAAUGCUACGCUUCGUUUCGCAAUAUUAUUAAGUUUUUGGUUCGUGGCAGUCGUGAGAGGAAGGUAAUUGAUGAUAUAUUUGAGGAAGUUGACAAACAUAUUGAUAAUGGUGAUCUAGUUAGAGAUUUCAAAAUGAGUGCCCUGCCUAUUCUCUACGAUCAUGUUGUCAAGCUUCUUAAAUACUUGCUAACAAAUAAGCAGGAGGACCGGGAUCAAGUUGUAAUUCUUUUCCAGGAUAUGCAUGAAGUUGUGACAAGAGACAUAAUGGAAGAACGUUUGGAAGGGCAAGAAGAUGAGGUUGAUGAACAGAUUCAGCUAUUUCAACCUGCAGGAGCAAUCAUGUUCCCGACUCCAGAAUCAGAAGCUUGGAAGGAGAAAAUCAAUAGGUUGUACCUAUUGCUUACAGUGAAGGAAUCUGCUAUGGAUGUGCCUUCAAACUUGGAAGCUAGACGACGUAUAUCUUUCUUCUCCAAUUCAUUAUUUAUGGACAUGCCCUCAGCCCCCAAAGUCCGCAAUAUGCUUUCCUUCUCUGUACUCACCCCGUAUUACACCGAGGAGGUUCUCUUUUCAUUGCAUGAUUUGGAAGUUCCAAAUGAGGAUGGGGUAUCAAUCCUCUUCUAUUUGCAGAAGAUUUUCCCAGAUGAGUGGAACAACUUUCUUGAGAGAGUCAAUUGCUCCAGUGAAGACGACCUAAAGGAAAGCGAUCAAUUAGAAGAUCAGCUGCGUCUUUGGGCUUCUUAUAGAGGACAAACGUUGACCAAAACUGUUAGGGGAAUGAUGUAUUAUCGUAAAGCAUUGGAACUUCAGGCAUUCCUUGAUAUGGCUAAAGAUGAAGAUCUGAUGGAAGGGUAUAAGGCGAUUGAGUUGAAUGAGGAUCAGAUGAAGGGUGAAAGGUCAUUGUGGGCCCAGUGUCAAGCCGUAGCUGAUAUGAAAUUUACAUAUGUGGUUUCAUGCCAACAAUAUGGUAUUCAAAAGCGAUCCGGUGAUCCUCGUGCACAAAAUGUUCUGAGGCUAAUGACUGAGUACCCAUCUCUUCGUGUUGCUUAUAUUGAUGAGGUUGAGGAGCCUAGCAAAGAUGCAACUAAAAAGAUUAACCAGAAAGUUUAUUACUCUGCUCUUGUCAAAGCUAUGCCAAAUUCCAAUGCUUCUGAGACGGGACAGAACUUGGAUCAGGUUAUUUACAAGAUAAAAUUACCCGGACCUGCAAUUCUGGGAGAAGGAAAGCCUGAGAAUCAGAAUCACGCUAUCAUCUUCACACGUGGAGAAGGCUUGCAGACUAUAGACAUGAACCAGGACAAUUACAUGGAAGAAGCCUUAAAGAUGAGGAACCUGCUUCAAGAAUUUCUUAAAAAGCAUAAUGAUGUGAGGUAUCCUACGAUAUUGGGACUUCGGGAGCAUAUUUUUACUGGAAGUGUUUCUUCUCUUGCAUGGUUUAUGUCCAAUCAAGAAACAAGCUUUGUAACAAUUGGUCAGAGAUUACUCGCCAACCCUUUGAAGGUUCGUUUUCACUAUGGUCAUCCAGAUGUCUUUGAUAGACUUUUUCAUCUUACACGAGGGGGUGUGAGCAAAGCCUCCAAGAUUAUAAAUCUCAGCGAGGACAUAUUUGCUGGUUUUAAUUCUACACUCCGUGAAGGCAAUGUCACGCAUCAUGAGUAUAUACAAGUUGGUAAAGGUCGGGAUGUCGGUCUAAAUCAAAUUUCUCUGUUUGAGGCAAAAAUCGCCAAUGGAAAUGGGGAACAAACACUUAGCCGCGAUCUAUACCGGCUUGGGCAUCGGUUUGACUUUUUCAGAAUGUUAUCGUGUUACUUCACUACAAUCGGUUUCUACUUUAGUACUUUGAUAACUGUAUUGACCGUAUACGUGUUCCUCUACGGGCGCCUUUAUCUUGUACUUAGUGGACUUGAGCAAGGGCUAAGUACUGAACCCGCCAUUCGCCACAAUAAACCACUUCAAGUGGCUCUCGCUUCACAAUCAUUUGUCCAAAUCGGAUUCUUAAUGGCAUUGCCUAUGAUGAUGGAAAUAGGUCUCGAACGAGGUUUCCGAACCGCAUUAAGCGAGUUCAUUCUCAUGCAAUUACAACUCGCCCCAGUGUUCUUCACAUUCUCGCUCGGAACAAAGACUCACUACUACGGUAGAACAUUACUUCACGGAGGUGCAAAGUACAGAGCAACAGGUCGUGGGUUUGUCGUCUUUCACGCAAAGUUCGCCGAAAACUACCGUCUUUACUCGCGCAGCCAUUUCGUCAAGGGAAUCGAGCUUAUGAUAUUGCUUCUUGUGUAUCAAAUUUUUGGUCAGUCGUACAGAGGGGCGAUCGCUUACCUUUUGAUCACGAUCUCAAUAUGGUUUAUGGUUGGCACGUGGCUGUUCGCUCCGUUUCUUUUCAAUCCUUCGGGUUUUGAGUGGCAAAAGAUUGUCGAUGAUUGGUCUGAUUGGAAUAAGUGGAUUAACAACCAAGGUGGUAUCGGGGUUCCUCCUGAGAAGAGUUGGGAAUCUUGGUGGGAAGAAGAACAAGAACAUCUACAUUAUUCUGGAAAGCGCGGUGUUAUAGUCGAGAUCUUGUUAUCGUUAAGGUUUUUCAUUUAUCAAUAUGGGCUUGUUUAUCAUCUAACUAUGACAAAGCAUCAGAAGAGUGUUCUGGUUUAUGGUAUAUCAUGGGUGGUGAUCUUUGCCAUUUUGUUGGUGGUGAAGGCUGUAUCAUUUGGACGGAUGAAGUUCAGUGCAAAGUUUCAACUCGUUUUCCGGCUAAUCAAAGGGGCGAUCUUCGUCAUGUUUGUCUCGAUUCUCGUGAUCUUGAUUGCCCUUCCUCAUAUGACCCUGCAAGACAUCUUUGUGUGCAUUCUUGCCUUCAUGCCAACUGGCUGGGGUUUACUACUGAUUGCACAAGCAUGCAAACCGGUAGUGAAGUCAGCUGGAUUCUGGGGAUCGGUGAAGACACUUGCGAGAGGUUACGAGAUAGUGAUGGGCCUACUUCUGUUCACACCAGUUGCGUUUCUUGCAUGGUUUCCGUUUGUUUCAGAAUUCCAAACACGUAUGCUCUUCAACCAAGCCUUCAGUAGAGGUCUGCAAAUAUCGCGUAUUCUUGGUGGACAUAGGAAAGAUCGGUCAGCUAGGAACAAAGAGUAGUGAUUUUGUAACAAAAUGCAGUAACUGUUUCAAGGCCCGAGUUAUGCUGCAUUUUUUUGGUAGGUUGGUAGCUAAUUUUCUUUAAUUGUGCAUUAAGCUUAUGAACACAGCAGUGCCUAUGUAUUAUCUGUAUUCAGAAAUUAUUCUUUUGUGUUUUCAUGUACAUUAUGCUCUUGGCCUGCUAUGUAUGCCUGAAACUUAAACAAAUUAUUCUACUUCUUUCAUGAAGGCUCAUCAUUACUAUUU